Physella acuta is the source of this 381-nucleotide messenger RNA. RefSeq names its product Rieske domain-containing protein-like. Lineage: Eukaryota; Metazoa; Mollusca; Gastropoda; Physidae. Gene Ontology annotation, molecular function: 2 iron, 2 sulfur cluster binding. The record is from RefSeq and is a predicted model, not a curated record.
AUGGCCUCUGCUGAUGGUGCUAAUUUUGAAUCCCAACCAAAACCUAACUGGCACCUAGUUGGGAAGGUGGAUGAGCUGAAACAGAAACCAUGUCGCAAAAUCUACAUGAAAAAUGGCCCCAGUCUGGCACUGUUCUACGCUGCACCUGACACUUUCUUCCUGACCAAUUCCAGCUGUCCCCACAACAAAGGACCGCUGGAACAGGGGGACAUAGAGGACAUAGACGGCAGGUACCACAUCACUUGUCCCCUGCACUUCUACAGCUUUGACCUGACCUCUGGCAUGUCAAGGUCAGGGCUGGUCCUGAAGACCUAUCAGACUGAGAUCAGGGGAGACGACCUUUAUGCCUUAACUGACCAUCCAGUAUCUUUAACACGCUAG